UGUUAUGAAAAGUUUACAUUGACUGAUUUCAAAUGCCAAUUAAAUUGCAAGAAGAGUCAAUCCAAAAUAAGUUUAACCUCUCAUUCAAUACCGAAUCAACCUGCUGACAAUCGACUUCCGUAACUUUAUCUUACCCAAAUCUCGUUCAUUAUUGAACUUAACGGCAAAGUUAUUUUAAACAUCUCGUACAUUGUACUUAGGGCCCAAGCAAACGUUAGAGUUAGAUGCUAAACCCACUAAGCGGCAAUUGGGGAUUUUGUUCGAAUUUUUGCUUUUUAUUCGAAUUUUUUGAGUAAGAGAGGAAUCAAAUCGGCAUCUGUGGAACUUGGGCGCUCUAGGAACUCAUAACUAUGUUUAGUACUUCUGGCUUCCUGUCUGGCUUCUACAACGUGGAAUUGCACCACCAUCUUGACGGAUCUAUAAGAAAGAAGACAGUUUGUGAAUUAGCCAAACAGUAUGACAUCCCUUUCGACGACCAAAAGUUCGAGGAAGCAUUGAAUGCCAGCAAUAGUCUAGUGCCUUUUCUAGAAUGCUUCCAAAUGUUCCUUCCCGUCAUCCAGGGAAACCCGGACGCGCUGGAACGACUGGCCUAUGAGUGUGUCGAAGACCAGUAUAACAAUCGAGUGGCAUUUUUCGAAACUAGAGUGGCUCCUUUUUUCUUACUCAGGAAUAGUGGUGGUGAUCUUGACUUCGACUGCAUACAAACAUGCUGUGUGCACGAUGUAGUGGAUGCGAUCUUAAUGGGACUCGAACGCGGUGAAAAAGACUUCGGCGUCAAAUCUACUUUGAUAUUCUGUAACCUGAGAGGCCAGACUCAAUGGCUCCAGCCCCUAACAAAGUUGAUCAGACAUUACAAAAGCAACCCGAAGAUUGUAGGAAUUGACAUGGCAGGAAAUGAGAAUCUGGCGUGGUCGACUGAAGAGUUAGAACUCACAAAGGAAUGGUAUCGAGUUGCGAGAAGUCUAGGCUAUGGAUGUACUUUCCACGCAGGCGAACAGGGCAUGGUACAGAAUAUAGAACGGGCUCUGGACGAAAUCAAGAGUCACAGAAUUGGGCAUGGGUAUGCUCUGUUCAAAGAUGAGAAUCUCUUAGCACGCUGCAAGGCUGAACGGGUUCCUUUUGAGUACUGUCCUAUUUCGGCCAAGACACUUAGUAGCCUGGGAACUAGUUUCGAUGACCCGAACAACCCGAUUCUCCUGGGCAAGAAACACGAAGUGAAUUUCUCAAUCAGUUGUGAUGACUCUCUUUUCUUCGGGAAUUUACUUCCUAGUAUCAAAAUAUGUCGGGAUGUUCUCGGAUUUUCAGAAGAGUAUUUGUUCACAAUCCGUGAAAAUGCAGCUCGAGCCACAUUUUUGCCAGAAGAAGAAAAGGCCAAAUUAAUCAAUCAUAUUACAUUGAGAAUGUAGACUUAGUUUAAAACUUCGUUUAUCAAAAAUUUUAUACUAAUUGGAAAAUUUGUAAAAUCACUUGGGUUUGAAUUUUGCUCAACGGUUUUACUGUUUUCAUUGCUUUCUAUUUUCAUAUUAUCAAUAUCAAACUUCAUGAAUAGUAGAA
Messenger RNA from Symsagittifera roscoffensis, 1554 nucleotides. RefSeq names its product adenosine deaminase-like. The record is from RefSeq and is a predicted model, not a curated record. Bases 351 to 1406 code for a protein of 351 amino acids. Gene Ontology annotation, cellular component: external side of plasma membrane; cytosol. Gene Ontology annotation, molecular function: adenosine deaminase activity. Gene Ontology annotation, biological process: negative regulation of adenosine receptor signaling pathway; hypoxanthine salvage; inosine biosynthetic process. NCBI's taxonomy places the organism in Eukaryota, Metazoa, Xenacoelomorpha, Acoela, Convolutidae. The transcript is spliced from 2 exons.